Messenger RNA from Daphnia carinata, 1390 nucleotides. RefSeq names its product microtubule-associated proteins 1A/1B light chain 3A-like. Lineage: Eukaryota; Metazoa; Arthropoda; Branchiopoda; Diplostraca; Daphniidae. The transcript is spliced from 3 exons. Gene Ontology annotation, biological process: cellular response to nitrogen starvation; macroautophagy; autophagosome assembly. Gene Ontology annotation, cellular component: autophagosome; cytosol; autophagosome membrane. Bases 490 to 861 code for a protein of 123 amino acids. The record is from RefSeq and is a predicted model, not a curated record. Gene Ontology annotation, molecular function: ubiquitin protein ligase binding.
UUUGACGUAUUUGGGGAAAUGGCCGUCUAAUAUAACUUUUGCGUCAUUGGCAUGUUUUUUUAUUACGCACUGCAAACUCCGCAGCAAGGCACAACAAACCCCAGUUUUGGUUCAGUUUUGUUGUGACAGUGCAUAGUCUGGUUCAACGUCAUUCAGUCGUGUCGUCACACGCUUCGAAAUUUUCUCACAGAAAUAUCAAAAAGUUCUUUUCGUUUCUACUUUCUUUUCAUUCCGCUCUGUGAUUUUCCGACUUGCGGAUACGAGAAAAAAAAUCCAUAUUUUCUGCAACAAAAAACGUCAAAGCCGUCAAUCGGAACCCCCCACUAGGGCCAUAGUAGCCCCGAGGCCAAGGACCUGCGCGUUAGUACUCAAAGUAGCCUUCCUUUGUUGUUGUUUUGUUGCUGGGUCGUAGGGUUGUCAGCUGUUUUAGGCUUCGCCCAAGUUCCUUUCUUUUAUUCGCAUUUUUAACUCGUUUCUCGCCCAAAAGUGAUGAGCAAAAUGACGCAGACUUCUUUCAAAGAGCGUAGGACCUACGGUCAGAGAGUUAAAGAUGCUGAUAUGGUGAGGGAGCUGCACCCUAACAAGAUUCCUAUCAUUGUUGAGCGUUUUGCUGGAGAGAAAAAUUUGCCUCUAUUGGACAAGACCAAGUUUCUGGUUCCCGAUCAUGUCACUGUUGCCGAGCUCAUCAAAAUAUUGAGACGCCGCAUGCAGCUGAAUCCCAAUCAAGCUUUCUUUUUGCUGGUGAACCAACGCAGCAUGGCCAGCAUCUCCAUGACCAUGGCUGAACUCUUUCAAAGGGAGCAAGAUGAAGAUGGCUUCCUCUACAUGGUCUAUGCAUCUCAAGAAACUUUUGGCUACUAGCUGCAAGCUCUACAACAGCCCAAUCUCUCCACCUCCCGUUUGAUCCUGAUUUCGACACAAAGAAAACUAAGUGUAUAUAAAGUUAGUUUCCAAUUUGAAGCAACAAUUGUGACAGGUUCGUUCAGACACCUUCAGAGGGAUGCUACAAUAGUGAGGCACACCGUCUUAGAUUCUGUUUCUGUGGACAGCAGUGGCUAUUAUGUCAGGAAAACUUUGGGUCAUUUAUUUUCUAUAAUCUUGAACCAUUGAAUUGUUGUUUUUUUUUUGUGUGUGCUUUUCGUUUCGUUAUCGUAUUUCGGUUUUUUUUUUUUCGAUUUCGUCUCGUCGGAUUAGUGUUCAACUUGCAGUCUUAUUCUAUUCGCCGGCUUCUGUGUUGUCACGAGACACAAAGAAAAAGAAAUGAUAAAUGUACAAAAAAAAAUAAUAAUCCAUUUUUGAAAGUGUGUCUGUAAUUGGUAUCCGCGAUUUGAAAUUUUGUUGACCUGUACACCGUUUGAAUAAACGUAUUCAAACCUCAAAAGAAAAAAAA